AGCUCACUCCCUCCCUCGGUCCCUCCCCGCCUUUUUAUCUCCCACCUCCCGCUGCCUCGUCCCCUCCAUUACCCACCACCUCUCGGAUCCUCUCCUCCUCCCGGCUCCAGCCUCGCGGAUCCCAUCGUCGAGCUAGGCCGGCGGCAAAGAUGAAGCUUUCCAUCCAGUCGUUCGCCAAGAAGCUCUCCAUUCCGUCGCCCAAGCGGACGUGGAGCGGCAAGAAGAACGGCAGCGGCAAGCGGUCCCUCUCGCGCAGCGAGGCGCUGUCGUUCGCGUCGGCGUCCUCGUCCUCGUCGGACGACACGCUGGCGCGGUCCUCCACCCCGCGAUCCGUGCUCCAAGCGGAGAUCCCGCGGCGGGAGCUGGAGGCCGUGCUCCGGCGCCUCGGCCACGGUGAGCCCUCCGACGACGAGCUGGACGCCGUGGCCGCCAUCGCCGCCGAGUUCCCCGCGCCCGGCGGGGAGGACGAGCUGAUGGAGGCGUUCAGGGUGUUCGACGCCGACGGCGACGGCCGCAUCACGGCCGAGGAGCUCCGCACCGUGAUGGAGACCAUCCUCGGCGACGGCGAGGGGUGCAGCCUCGAUGACUGCCGCCGCAUGAUCGGCGGCGUGGACGCCGACGGCGACGGCUUCGUGGGCUUCCAGGACUUCGCGCGCAUGAUGAUGAACGCCACCACGGACGCCCGGAGCUUUCUUGUGGCCUGACGCGUUCCGUCCCCGUUCGGUUGUGCUGUGCCCUUCCCGCCAAAGAUCGGACGGCCCCGAUGCUCUCAGAGGGGCUACCAUCAUCUACUUCAAGACGAGACCUUUUUCUCUCAAAAAACUUCUUGGCGCGCAGGACGAUAGACUACUAGUAGGUUGCUAAUUGAAAAGUACUGCUAAUCCCUGCAGGAUUAGGUAAAACCCCAUGCAUGCAAGGUGUAAAAAUUGUCGAGAGAGAGUGAGUAACGGCAAGACGAAUGUGCUUCGUUCUUUCAGUUUUUGGAUGUAAAUCCUACCAGGAGCAUGUUGCUGUGUCAGGAUUGUAUUUGUGGCGAACUACUCCUAGUAGCACUGGCAAACAUUCUUUCGCAUGGUUGCGGAUUGCUAUGAGAUUUGGUUAAAAUU
This is a messenger RNA of Phragmites australis (common reed), 1106 nucleotides long. RefSeq names its product probable calcium-binding protein CML35. The transcript has a single exon. The coding region runs from base 150 to 704 and encodes 184 amino acids. NCBI's taxonomy places the organism in Eukaryota, Viridiplantae, Streptophyta, Magnoliopsida, Poales, Poaceae. Gene Ontology annotation, molecular function: calcium ion binding. The record is from RefSeq and is a predicted model, not a curated record.